AUGGCGGCGACGCCUGAAUCCCUAGGCUACUCCUCGGAAGAGGAUCCACUGGAUUCCCCGGACACCAUCCCUGAAGCAGAUGACCCAUUCUCGGCCAUACAAGUAGGUGACCUCGGGGCCCCAGCAACUAAAGGAGACAUCCUGGGCCUCCUGAAAAACCUGCGCACCUGGUUCCGUACGGAUAUAGCACUGCUUCGCGAGGAGGUCACGGCCGUAACAGACAGGGUGAAGGCCACAGAGGAGGAUAUCUCCUCCAUAGCACAGCGAUAA
Pelobates cultripes (western spadefoot toad) is the source of this 270-nucleotide messenger RNA. The record is from the annotation of a GenBank genome assembly. Lineage: Eukaryota; Metazoa; Chordata; Amphibia; Anura; Pelobatidae.